Molecule: messenger RNA, 3105 nt
Organism: Acinonyx jubatus (cheetah)
Lineage: Eukaryota; Metazoa; Chordata; Mammalia; Carnivora; Felidae
Gene: TPD52L1
Product: TPD52 like 1
Exons: 8
Coding region: 2044-2586 (180 amino acids)
Biological process (GO): positive regulation of apoptotic signaling pathway; positive regulation of MAP kinase activity
Cellular component (GO): cytoplasm
Source: RefSeq, a predicted model, not a curated record
UAGGGGAGGGGCAGAGAAAGAAGGAGACACAAUACUAAGCUGGCUCCGGGCUCCAAGCUGUCAGCACAGAGCCUGACACGGGGCUCCAACUCACAAACCAUAAGAUCAUGACCUGAGCCAAAGUCAGACACUUAACUGACUGAGCCACCCAGGUGCCCCUAGAUGAGAAUUUUUACUAUAAAAAUAAUAUAAUGCAAAUAUUAAAAGAAAAAUGAGAUGAGAUGACUGUGCACAAUGUAAUAACUGGCAAGACUAUUUCAACCAAGAGAGAAAACAAAAAAGGUCAAAAAGAAAAAUAACAGACAUUUUAUCCCAUAUAAAAUUUAAAAAUAUUUGCAUAGGAAAAGAUAUCAAAUUCAAUAGGCAAACAUCAAGUGGGGGAAGAAUUUCAUCACAUGUAGCAGUUAAUGGAUUAAUAUCAAUAAAAUAUUUAAAAAUCUAAUCACUUGAUAUGCCAAUAGAAGAAAAAGAUAGGGGUGCAGGAUGGCUCAUUUAAGCAACUGACUCUUGAUUUGGUUCAGGUCAUGAUCUCAUGAUGGGUGAUAUCAAGCCCUGCAUCCCCACUGACCAUGUGGAACCUGCUUGGGAUUCUGUCUCCCUCUCUCUCUGCCCCUCUCCUGCUUGUGCUGUCUCUAAAUAAAUAAAUAAGUAAAUAAAUAAAUAAAUAGCAUUUUUUAAAGAAGAAAAACAGGAUAAAAUGUAAUUUGGGUGGGCAACUUAUGGAAAAGCAAAUCCAGUUGGCCAACAGCAUGUAACAAGGUGCUGAAAUUAAUUAUGCUAGGGAAAUGCAGAUGUAAGUAACAGUAGGAUACCGUGUUACGUACCUUUGACAGGCAAAAAGUUAGAAGUACAGUAACUGGAAUUGCUGAGAAGGAUAGCAAAAAUGAAUACUUUCAUGUGUUGCUAGUGGAAAUGUGAAAUGUUCCAGACUUUUUAGAAAGCAAUCAGGCAACAGCUACUAAAAUUUAAAUUCUUCUCUUGGAAUUUUUGGAAUUAUUCAUUGCAGCACUGAUGAUCGUAGACACCUCCCCAUCCAGGAAAAAAGUGAAAUAAGUAAGUAUCCCUUAAAUGGGCAGUGUUUGAAUACACACAGUAUUUGCUUAUAAAAUAUUCAGCCGUCACUUAAAAGAAUGAAUUAUAACUCUACCAUUUGGCACAUAUAUUCAUUAUGAAUUGCUAAUUAAGAAUAUCAAAAUGCAGAGGAGUAUAUAAAUACGAUGCCAUUUUUGUCAAACAUUGGCCAAAAAGUUCAUGUGUAUGUAUAAUUAUAUAUAUGCUCAUGUACGCACCUGCAUAACACAAUGCCAAAGCAUAACAGAGUCUUGUAUUAUCUUAAAUCCAGAAACUUUUAUGUGAACUUUUAUUUUAUUUAUUUUUUAAUUUUUUUUUAAGAGAGAAAGCUUGCAAGUGGAGGAGAGGGGCAGAGGGAGAAAGAGAGAGAAUCUUAAGGCUCCAUGCUCCUCGUGAAGCCAGAUGUUGGGGUCAGGGGCUCAAUCCCACAAUCCUGGGAUCAUGACCUGAGCCGAAAUCAAGAGUCCGAGGCUCUACUGACUGAGCCACCCAGGUGCCCCAGGUGCACUUUUAUUUUUAUACCUCCUCAUAUACCAAGAUUUUUUAUGGUGUUGAGAAACAGAGGGUUUUAGCUGGGGGUUGGUGGGAAGAUUAAAAGGAGCAUUUCACAUUUAAGAAUAAUUAAUAGAUAUCUUGUUUGGGAAAUUUCUUUUGGGAAAGUGGCCAGGAUUCAUGGCAUCACCUAUUGAAUAAGGUGUCUCCUAAUUAUCCAGCCAUAUUGUGCCUUCUGCCUAAGCCUUCACAGCUGGUUAGGUUCUGAAACAAGUUACUACAGCUGACCAAACCAGUGACUCCAGUGAAAACUUUAUAGUGCCUCUCUCUGUCAACAUAUUCAUAUCAUCAAUUUGUUAUCUAAAUGGAAAGUCCCAUUUUUAUCCUUCAGUGGAUCUGUCUUCUCCAUGUGGGUUGUUGGAGACGGAACCAUUGCAAGGGCGAGAUGAAGACACAGUAGCCAGUGCGGACUUCUCUAGCAUGCUGUCUGAGGAGGAAAAAGAAGAGUUAAAGGCAGAAUUAGUUCAGCUAGAAGACGAAAUUACAACAUUACGGCAAGUUUUAUCAGCAAAAGAAAGGCAUCUGGUUGAAAUAAAACAAAAGCUGGGCAUGAACCUGAUGAAUGAAUUAAAACAGAACUUCAGCAAAAGCUGGCAUGACGUGCAGACCUCUACUGCCUACAAGAAAACACAUGAAACCCUGAGUCACGCAGGGCAGAAGGCAACUGCGGCUUUCAGCAAUGUUGGGACGGCCAUCAGCAAGAAGUUUGGAGACAUGAGGUCUCACUCCAUCGGCUACUCCAUUCGCCAUUCCAUAAGUAUGCCUGCUAUGAGGAAUUCUCCUACUUUCAAAUCAUUUGAGGAGAGGGUUGAGACAACUGUCACAAGCCUUAAGACGAAAGUAGGCGGGGCGAACCACGGCGGAGGCAGCUUUGAAGAGGUGCUCAGCUCCACGGCGCACGCCAGCGCGCAGAGCUCGGGGGGCGGGCCCCGGCGGGCCGAGGAGGAGGAGCUGCAGUGCUAGGGCCGCCCCCUGCAGCCGCCGCCGAGCCCCGCCCCCGCCCAGCGCGCCCUCGGAUGCGGCGACCAAACACCCACUGCGAAAAACCCAGGCCUUGACCUGUUCUUCGAAUGGCCCCACCGCGGAGUUUCAUAAAAUGAUUUCCAUUUUGUAUGUGUGCUAAUGAUGAACCACUUGACCAUCACACUUAAGUAUUCGUAGAUUGUCAUAAUUUAAAAUAUCCCCACUUCAGCAGGUACACAAUUGGCCAUACCUUUGUCUUUGUGUAAUUCAACAUGUAUUUCCAUAGCUAUUAAUGACCUGCUUUGAUUUUUGCUUGGACUUAUGAUGUGCAUGUUUUUGAAGGCUGAGGGUGAGCACCCCCUUUCAGUUCAGUCACAUGGGCGGGAUGGAGCUCUUUCUGAGAAGUCUGCAGCAACGGGAUGGACUCACUGCAAGUUUCAUCAAACUGCUUGUGAUCGCCCUCACUUGCAUCAAUUAUGUAUGUUUAUUUUAAGCAAUUAAAAUCGAUUUUAAUGAUGA